AUGCCCGCCCCAACCCUCACUGUAUCCGAAAUUUUCAAGGACAAGCAUUAUGCCUCGUGGCCUUUACACUUCUGUGUUGCUAUUGGUAAUCUCGGUACGCUUCAAUAUCUGCUGGACAAAGCCACGCCUGAUGUCAUCAACGAACCCGAUAAUCAAUGGGGGACACCGUUGCAUAUUGCCAUUUACCUUGACAAUGGAGAUGCUGUGGAUAUGCUUCUGAAGGCUGGUGCUCUUCCUGCUCUUAUGCCCGACCACGUCUACAAGGAAUACUACACGACCGCCAUUGGGGUCGCUGCCCGCUUGGGCAAUAUGGAUCUCCUCUGGAAACUCUGGAAGCAUGUCGAUUUCGAAACGGUAGGUAUUGAGAGCUGUUUGGUCGAGGCAGCGGGAUACAGUCAGCCUUCUACAGUUGACGCCCUUCUAGAAUGGGGACGUGAGAGGUGGUCCCUCGAGGCUGAAGCUCAUGCUUUGAGCGAAGCAGCCAAGCGUUGGAACAUUGAGAACAUCCGAUUUCUUCUCUCCAGAUGUUCUUUCGUCCAGGAGAGCCUCGAUUCGGCAUUGGGUCAAGUGCCAGUUCAGAAGAUACAAACGGAUCUUGACCGUGCUGCACAGUCACAGACGAUCAAGCUACUGAUGGACGCCGGGGCCGAUCCUUGCAAUAGUAAAGCCUUCAUUCAUCAUUCUAUGAUUCGUAACGAACCACUUCUUGUGCACACUGUUGCUUAUGAGCGUCUUCACAACUGUCUGGAGGCGAUGCUCGAAAAUGGAACAGACCCAAACGUAUCCAUCAAUGCUCAAGGACAAACUUUGCUGCAUUAUGUGGCGAUUGCAGCACGAGGAAUGAUAAUGUUUGGGCGGAGUCCCUUCUUGCCACGGCGUGGCUGCAGAGAGGGGGCUUACAAACUACUUUUCCGCUUUAACGCUUCAGUUAUUCGGCAAGAUGUCUUUGGAAACACUCCUCUACACUUUGCAGCUGCUACAUCUGACUUAGAUGUUUUGCAACACAUGCUCUCGACCUUGCCCACCGAGCUGGAAAGAAGGACCGCUCUAAGAUUGCGGAAUCACCGAGGUGAGUCGUUGCUCCAUUUCGCAUCCGGAGGGGCGCAAAUCGAUGUCAUGGAAUAUCUUCUAUCCGAUGAGGUUGGUAUUCAUGUUGAUGAGACUUCUUUCAGGGGAUGGACCCCGCUUCUGAACGCAUUGGCGCUUAUCCCCGCGAUAACAAGGUCUAGUAAGUUGGAGGCAGCUCGGCUGCUUCUCGUCCGCGGCGCCAACCCAACUGUGGGCACGCACGAUGGCUGGACAGCAUUGCAUUGUCUCGCUAUGAAUCCAUAUCUUGGAAAAUCUGGUGAGUCAGAAAACUUCGUUGGGGAACUUCUAUCGAGAGGUGUAUCGCUUGAUAGCCGAGCGUCGUUUGCCUUUGAUGAACACGAUCAGUCAAGGGAGGCUCGCAGCAAACGAGGCAUCUCAUAUGGCUGUUUACAACUGCACCACCUUGAAGACCCUAAGUUAUAUGGUAAGGUUAUCCGAUCUGGCCUCACGCCGUUACACGUUGCUGCCCUUCAUGGCGCAAUUGAUGUUGCAAGAGCUUUGCUUAAGCGUGGAGCUGAUCCUGCAGCCGAGGAUUCAAAGGGAAACUCCCCGGCUAGUGUCGUCCACGUUCGCAGUUCAAGCCUUUCUCUCGCCAUCUCCCCAGCCGUCUCUAUCAUCACGAUCAUCCUCCCUAUCCUCGGCUUUCUCAACACAGCAUGCUAUCCUACUUUCCGCCGUAACACAAAAUACUCGCCACACGGUAUCGCUCAACUUGGUCCGCUAGUGGUCCAAGUCCUACAGGCCCUCAUCGCUACCAUCCUCGCAACACUACUCCUUGAGCGCGCCGUACCGUCAAGCGUGACGAGCUGCAUGUUGGAUAAGCAAUGGAUGAGAAUGUUUCGCGCUCAUGAUGCAGGUAGUAUACGCAAGAUUCAAGAUGCUUUUGACUGUUGCGGAUUGAACUCCGUUCGUGACCGGGCCUACCCGUUCCCCGGCACAGCACCGAGCAACUGUGCUGAAACAUACGGACGGAGAACGGCGUGCCGUGAGCCCUGGCAGGGAGCUUUGCAGACUAUGGCACUGUUAGACCUCGCUGUUGUUGUGGGCGUUGGACUGGUUCAGGUCCUAGGCCUCUUCCUUUCCAAAGACGGUAGCAACUGGCGCAGUACUUGGGGCUUCAGCCGUUCUGUAGAGAGAAGCCAACAUCGUGAAAGUCGUCGACCACUGUUGAUUGACAGGGAAAGAGAUGUUGUUGAGGAAGAAGAGGCAGCGCCUGAGCGGCCUGAAAGGGAAUCGCAAGGUUAUGGAAGUAUGAAUGGAGAUGAGUCUGGUCCUAGGGUUGUGCCAUCGUCGGUUGUUGAGCGUAACAACUGGGCUGAUGAGUGA
Messenger RNA from Fusarium coffeatum, 2415 nucleotides. RefSeq lists its product as uncharacterized. Gene Ontology annotation, cellular component: ciliary inversin compartment. The transcript is spliced from 3 exons. The coding region runs from base 1 to 2415 and encodes 804 amino acids. Gene Ontology annotation, molecular function: protein binding. Gene Ontology annotation, biological process: protein localization to ciliary inversin compartment. The record is from RefSeq and is a predicted model, not a curated record. Lineage: Eukaryota; Fungi; Ascomycota; Sordariomycetes; Hypocreales; Nectriaceae.